AUGAUCUCAUCGCUGGUCCUAAUGUCCAUAUCCAUCAUAACGAUCCCGUACUCCCAAUACAUACCCCAACUAUACACGUGUUUCUGGUUAUUUGGUUUCGGCUCCGGGGUCUACGUGAACGUCAAGUACGUCUGGCUCAUAGACAUGUGGCAGGAGUCCAGUGCACCUAUACUUCAUUUGGCGGGCUUUAUGUUCGGCAUCGGACACACGUUGGGACCCCUUAUCGAGAAGCCCUACCUAACGGGCGAACAGUUUGCGGCACUGGAUGCCGAUAAUAGGGUGGCACUGGUAGCUAAAAACAUAUCCGUCCACAAGUCAGAUAUCUUAAGCGAUGACUCCUAUGUUAGGAGACAUAAGCUUAUGAUACCGUACCUUAUAUGCGGGUCCAUACAUAUUUUAGGUCCAAUACUACUAGCAAUAAUUUUCAAUAGCCGGCGCACUUCAACACUGGACAGCACCAAGCUCAAAAUUGUACAAAAUAACGAUAAUACCACCAAUAUACAUAAUAACAACAACAACACCAAAAACAACAAUACUACCACCACCAAUGGCAGCAAAAAGUUACUAGAACAAAUGCCGCAACAAAAACUCACCAUGAUCAUACUAGUGUGCUUGCUACUGGCCUUUUUCAGCGCCAGUGAGAGUAUAUUCUUCGCGUUCAGCGCCACCUAUUUCCAGUACAUACCCCUCAAACUGAGCGCCAGUAGCGCCGCCCAAUUGGUAUCAUCCAUGGCCCUCACGUUCACCAUAAGCCGAGGUGUGGCCAUCAUAUUAGCCAUGCGGACGACCCCACAGAAAAUCAUAGCCGUCUUCCUGGCCAUCCUAUUGGUGUCAAUGGUUUUGCUGUUUUUCGCGACCAAUUCGUUGACACUCUUAUGGUUGGCCAUCCUAUUGAUGAGCUUCGGGUUCAGCCCUAUCUAUGCGUCGAUCUUCUCGUUUAUGGGCCGUUACCUCGAGUUCACCAAUCAGUUGGGAACCGUACUCCUACUGAGCGCUAAUAGUCUUAAUCUGGUGCUGCCCGGCCUACUCGGCGCCUACAUCGAAGUGAUGCCAAAUAUAUUUUUGGUCACCCUGAUCAGUUGUGCCACUUUUACAUACUAA
Molecule: messenger RNA, 1101 nt
Organism: Oppiella nova
Lineage: Eukaryota; Metazoa; Arthropoda; Arachnida; Sarcoptiformes; Oppiidae
Source: the annotation of a GenBank genome assembly